AUGGCAACCUACAAAGGAAAUGUGAAAGAAUCACAGAGAGCUGCACAGCUCAUGAAACAGCGCGAAAAGGAGCGACAGGAAAUUGAGUUUCAGAAGAAGAAACUUGAAUCUGAACUUCGUGUGGGGGAGUUCUCAAGCAAGUUUGCAGUUCAUUACGAUGCUAUCGAAAGCCAGUUGAAAACCGACACUGUAAGUUAGCUUAGGGGAGACCUUUAAUCUCAGGUUAUAAAUUUAGGUUGGUUUGGUUACUUUGGAUGAGAUGAAGGCUCGUCAGCAGGCCUUCAUUACGCAACGGGAGAAGGAACUGGCUCUUGGAAAGGCUGGCGGUGCCAAGUCUCGUGACGGUCGCAGUCUGUUGGGUCGCCAAGGCGUCCUCCACAAAGUUUGUGACGUCUGAUGCUGAAUCUACUUUUAGCUAUAAUAUAGGGCCCAGUAUCGUUUUGCCCUGAUGAAGACGAACUUGAGGAAGAUGAUGAUGACGACACCGCUGCCCAUGCUGCUACUGAUGAUCCUGCGAGGGCUGUCAGCCCUGAGAAGACCUCAAAUUCCCCGCUUUCCACAGAGGAGGCCACUGCGCAAGUAAGCGAAACCUUUAAAUGAGCGAUUUUUCCUAUUCAGCCUACCUCCGAGUCGUCCUCGAACCAACCCCCAGAUAAUGACGACAGCUCUGGAGCAGAAGCUCCAAAAAAGCGCCGUCGGCUUGGCAAGAAUCCCGAUGUUGACACAAGUUUCCUUCCCGAUAUUGACCGAGAUGAGGAAGAAAAACAGUUGCGGUAUGCAUCGUCCUGUCCUUCCUUACGCCUGCCUGUGUUAUGCUGUCGUGUAAACUGUGAUUCGUAGCUUCUCUCACCUAGGUUGGUUUUUUGCAGGUGACCUACCGCACAUUUUAUGAAAUUUACAAGAAAAUCUCUGUAGUGUCGAAGUCCUUUAUUCCGGACUUCCAAAUUUUUAGCACAAAAAACUGUUCUUGAGAAGACAGGGUUCGGUUUAUAAGUUACUUAUAAAACGGGUGUAUUGCAGGCCACCUAGAUAAAGUUGCGUAUGACUGCAUAACAGUGGGGGUGCAACGAAAUGAGAAAACAACACAAAAUGGUAAAUACAAAAUAUCAGUACUUUGUUGGUUGUCAUUUUGAGUGCAAUACACUAGUUUGGAAGUCCAGGAAGUCAAACAACCAACCAACCAGUCCUCCUCUUUACUAUUACACUAGUCGGACCUGGGAUCUGGCAAACCGCUUAUGGUGGUAUGGGCAUUGUAAUUAUAAGGUGCAAAUUCAAGCUUAUCUUACAUCCGGACCCCCUUCCCUGUCCUGUGCAAGUUUCUCCUAAUAAGGCUGAAAGUAUUUCUAAUGGGAUGAGGUCAGUGCGGUUGACAGAGAUGAACACUGUUUUGAGACCUCAAGCGGAGGGGGAUGACUGUUUUCUGUAAAUUUAUAUUUUGGUCGUAGGCGUUAUUGGGGUCGUACCUUUUUUGAGCAGUGAACGGGAACGUUAUCUUGCAGAAUUAAAGCGGCCAUUCGGUGUUGUAGCCGAAAGCACCCUUGACGAUGUCGAUGAACACCUUACUAAUGGUAGCGUCCGUUGUUGGCCGUCAGAUGACCAUCCAAGCUAUCAACUGUUGGCUCUUUUUGAAAGUUGUGGUUCACAGUGUGCUCUUGUGAGAAGUUCCCUCCGCUUAUGACCUGCUGGGCCGUCUUUGUAGACUUGUCUAUAAGCAAGACCUCAUCGUGAUCAAUGUACUCCCUAGCAAAUCAACAACCUCUAGCCUGUCCCCUAUUGAAAAAUAAUACCUUAACCCUUUUAGAUGAUUAAACCACUGCACUCUUUUCAUAAUUAUGCGCAGGAAAGACACCGACGCGCAUAUAAUUUUUAGUGCCCGGUGAAUAAGUUUGUCGUCGUGCUUGUGGGACGUGCUUUUUCUUAGGCGCGGCCACUUCGCCAAUACUCGCCACCAGCCGGUUGCUAGUUUCCGUAUCUGCCCACACAUUUAUUACACGGCUUGAUAAACAUGUCAACGCGGCGCGGGCACUUAUGUAUUUGUUUGCACCUUCUAUUUCUUCGUGCGGUAAAACAAACGAUCGCCGAUUGGAUUUUUUAAUGAAUUUUAUAGCGCAAAGUGCCAUCCAUUUGUCAAUGGGAAUUUUUGAGACUGAGGCCACUUCCGGUUUUUCUCAAAAAAUGCGACUUUGCACACCUCGCCUUACUUUAUUUUCGCGGACACAAAGUCCGUAUUUCCGCUUAGUUAAGAGAGUUAGUGCAGACUUUUAGUGCUCAUGUUAAUGCUUCUUCACAGCAAAACGCACGCCAAACGCGGCCUUAGCCUGCGAAACUCGGCAGCGCGGAAAGUUACCCUGAUCUAGGGCAACGUCGACCCGUACUAAGUGCCCUGUUUUUCUUUAAUAAAAUGACUUUCGGACUUGUUCUCUUCCAGAAAAGGCCUUUUAUGCUUCAAGUAAUUUUGGUAAGCGAAAAUAUAAACAGCCCACAUUCUCCUGUCUGGCCAUUCAUAUUUUGGCCACAGUCUUUCAUUAUCUGCGUCACCUACUCUAUGUGCUUGUUUUGUCAUCGUUUCUCUUUCGAUUAUUUGCAAUCAUUGUGUUUGUCUUGGUAUGUGGUGCAACUUUUGCAUCUGGAAGGGACUUUAAUGGCAGUGACUUGCCCAUCCUCACAUUGAUGUCGUCCCUCCUUUUAAGGGAUACUUGGGUCAUUGCGGUACUCACUUAAGCUACGAAUAACUAAGUUAAUUCAUUGCUGUUAAGUGCCUUGCAGGUCUGCAGCGAAAAUCGCGAAUUUUUCCCUAACUGCUGCCAGAAUUUUUUGAACAGCUUUAAAAUAAUUAAAAAUAAACUUCUACGAAGAGUUCCUACCCUAAUUUUCCCUUAUCGAGGAACGGCAAGUGGAAUGCUUUUAACGUUGCAACAAUGUUUUUAAUUUAAAAAGAUUAUUUUAAGUCACUAGAUGAGAAGUAUUGAUGCCUAUGCUUCCUUUGUCUUCUUUAACUCCCUCUAUUAGGAAUUUGCCACACACCUUACUGAUCUCCCGUUUAACAAAUUUUCUUGUUCAAAUUUCCGAUUCAGAACUCAGCAGCAAGGGCAAAUCAAAGUGGGUAUCGACGUACCCUAGCUCUGUAUAUAAAGCCAGAAAAGAAAUGUCCAAGAGCGGACUGAAAUUUGACCUAUCAGAUAAUGCUCUCGCGUGACUGUGUGACGUCGUGGUGACCGGUUGUCAUUCGGGCACGUAGAGCAGACCUCCCGUUUCACAGUAAGAAGUACAUUUGUCAGGCGGGGACGAUAAAAAUCACCGACAGACGGCACCUAUAGGUUGGCUUAGCCGUGAGCCACCUGUCGCCACCACAGGUGCACAGUGAAGCGAAAUUCUGCGACGUAUAGCCGUAAGUAAACGAAUAAGCAGUCGAGAGCCACGAAGAAGUAGUAACUUCAGGCGUGACUGCAGCGGUUUUGCAAACAGAAAGUUCACAAGCCACAGCGGUAAUUGCGACAGGAGGAAUGUUCUCCGUCAGCCAAUAAAGCUUCAGUUGUCAUUUUCCGGAACAAUAUUGGAACAUUAAGCUGGUUCACCGACGGCAGCGCCGGGCUUCGAACUGAGCAAUUAGAAGAAACCCGCUCCCCUGCGAAUAACGGCUUAACUGGGUUUUUGGACAGUCGAACAAUCAAAACCGCGUGCUUUUCGGGCUUGCUGGAUGCGGAUGGUACCCAGGGGAAUUUUCUGCCCGACACUAGUAUUUAACGGGCUCGCAGAUGUCGACUGGAGACAGUCCGCAUCAUUCUUUGUUUGUUUAUGGGUACGUAGGUACAGGUUCCAUUUGCCUUGGGAUGCGUCACGUCCAAUAAGCGCAUUAGAUUUUUUGUCAUUGGUUACCUUUUUGUACGUAAUAAAUGUCCCAGAGCCGUGGCGUAACUGGUUUUGAAACCUCGACAGCCUGACUGGCUGUCGCUCGGACAGCUAUUCUCAGGCGUCCGCAAAACCGGAAUUGUUCAUGUCAUUUGAUUUUGAAAUUAGUCUGACGCAUUUAUCAGGCGCAUUACGGGAGGUUCUUAAACAGCAGCAUCGAGUGGGCCCCGACCUCAUAAGACUGGUUAAGAUGACUUUCUAUAUUGGCGUAUAAGACAAAGUGACUUAUCACAUUUUAUGUGUAUAUUUUAUGUAUAGGACCUAAACGUUCCGUAUUAUUGAUCGUGUAGGGAUGAACUGCGAAGAGAGUGGCAUGCGAAACAGACAGCCAUUAAGGAGGAAGAAAUCGCAAUCACCUACAGCUACUGGGACGGUUCGGGUCAUCGCAGGCAGGUGAAAAUGAAGAAGGGCCAUUCUAUUCAUCUUUUCCUUCACCGUUGUCUGGACCAGCUGCGCAAAGACUUCUCCGAACUGAAGUCCGCUACCGCUGACCAGAUGAUGUACAUUAAGGAGGACUUGAUAAUACCUCAUCACUAUACCUUCUACGAUUUCAUCGUGAGCAAGGCGCGCGGCAAGUCAGGUCCUCUCUUCUCAUUUGACGUGUAUGACGAUGUUCGGCUACGGAUGGACGCUAAGGUAGAAAAGGAGGAGUCGCACGCCGGCAAGGUCUGUCUACGCAGCUGGUAUGAGCGUCACAAACAUAUCUUCCCCGCGAGUCGUUGGGAGCCCUAUGACCCGGCCAAGAAUUGGGACCAGUAUACCAUAUCGGACAAGAUGUCGGCAAAAAUUGUUGUCCGAUGA
Spirometra erinaceieuropaei is the source of this 4710-nucleotide messenger RNA. Lineage: Eukaryota; Metazoa; Platyhelminthes; Cestoda; Diphyllobothriidea; Diphyllobothriidae. The record is from the annotation of a GenBank genome assembly.